GUCUUCCUACGAUUUCCCAUCCCUUGCCCGAACCAGCAGUGCUACACCAAUGAUGGGGGUCCUGCCCUACGUGGCCGACAAGACGGUCUCCCGCCAUCUUGGUGGUGCAGGCGGGGCUCAUGCCAAGUCGUACUUCAACCCAGCCACCAACAGCGUCAACGCUCGCUACACCCAUUCCGACUGGUCCCUCUCCAACAACGUCAACUUCAGUAUGUCUGAUAAAGAGAGGGCCUUUGCCGAGCAGGUGCGCGCUGACGCCUGGCAGACUGUGAAGGAGACGGAUGCACAGACCAGGAACAGACAGACUGACGUCACCAAGAGGCUAGGGGAUCGUGUUUAUGACAUCACCUUCUGGAAGACCGAACUGAAUAAUGAGAUCAGCGCCAUGGCCACCGAGACAGAGAACCUGAAGGAGUACAAGCGCACCCUGGAGAAGGCCCUCGCUGACACUGCCAACCCCCUGCACGUGGCCGAGGAGUGUCUCAUGCACAGGGAGAAGAGGCAGGGCAUUGACCUCGUCAAUGAUAAAGUUGAAAGAACUCUCGUGAAGGAAGUUGACGUCAUCAGGAAGUGCCAGGCUAUGAUGAAGCAGGUCCUUGAGAAGGCUUACGUCCAGAUCAAGAUGAACCGAUCUGCCCAGCACGCUAUGGAGGUCGACGCCAAGGACAAGCACCACGCCCAGAAUCUGGAUGACCGCAUGCAGCAGCUCAAGAAUAGUUCAGCUGGCAUCGGCUACUACCCCGGCAUUGAGGCCAUCGACAACACAAUGACCCUCCCCGCGUCCUGGGCGCAGUACACCCAACAGAACAUCGCCCGCUCCCAGAGGGAGAGGGCGUCGUCCGAGAAACUCCGCGGUGCUAUUGACACCUGCCUCCGUGCGUGCGCCACCAAUAUGUGGAGCAACUUCAACACCGUCAACAACAACUUCAACACCCGAAUCCGAGAGUCAGAGGACACUAGAAACAAACUGCAGGCUCACUUGCAGAGGACCAUGCAGGAGAUCUUCGACAUGGAGAAGAACAUCGAGCUGCUGAGGAAGGCAAUCAAGGACAAGGAGGCGCCGAUGAAGGUGUCCCAGAGUCGUCUUGACGAGCGAACCAGGAGGAUCAAUGUGGAGCUCUGCAACGACCCCGUCAUGAUCUCACUGCAAAAUGAGGUGCGCGAGAUCCGUGAGUCUGUCCGCAUCCUGAAGGAGCGUCUCAAGGCCUCCGAGAUGUCUCUGGCUCGUCUCAUGAAGACCAAGGCCACUCUGGAACACGACAUCUCCGUCAAGGAGAACAGUCUCCGCAUCGACUCCCAGUGGUGUAUGGGAAUGAGGAAAGGUUUCCCUAUGGACCCCAAAGUUGGACCCAUAUUCCAGAUGCCUACAUAUUAGGGACUUGAACAGACUCUGAUAGUACGUACAUGUAUGUACAUAGGUUUGAAGGAGUUGCAUGAAAGUGUUCAGUUCACCGCUCCAAGAUGUACCGUCAUUGGCAGCCAGUUAGCCAGUGAGUUCCA
Haliotis rubra (blacklip abalone) is the source of this 1500-nucleotide messenger RNA. RefSeq names its product tektin-3-like. Gene Ontology annotation, biological process: cilium assembly; cilium movement involved in cell motility. The transcript is spliced from 9 exons. NCBI's taxonomy places the organism in Eukaryota, Metazoa, Mollusca, Gastropoda, Lepetellida, Haliotidae. Bases 50 to 1375 code for a protein of 441 amino acids. The record is from RefSeq and is a predicted model, not a curated record. Gene Ontology annotation, cellular component: microtubule cytoskeleton; nucleus.